Molecule: messenger RNA, 2587 nt
Organism: Gorilla gorilla gorilla (western lowland gorilla)
Lineage: Eukaryota; Metazoa; Chordata; Mammalia; Primates; Hominidae
Gene: SLC2A8
Product: solute carrier family 2 member 8
Exons: 10
Coding region: 85-1458 (457 amino acids)
Biological process (GO): D-glucose transmembrane transport
Cellular component (GO): membrane
Molecular function (GO): D-glucose transmembrane transporter activity
Source: RefSeq, a predicted model, not a curated record
CUGCGAGGGGCCAGUGCGGGCCGCACUCGCGGGGCCCGUGGCGGGUCAGGCGCCAGAGCUGGCCGAUCGGCGUUGGCCGCCGACAUGACGCCCGAGGACCCAGAGGAAACCCAGCCGCUUCUGGGGCCUCCUGGCGGCAGCGCGCCCCGCGGCCGCCGCGUCUUCCUCGCCGCCUUCGCCGCUGCCCUGGGCCCACUCAGCUUCGGCUUCGCGCUCGGCUACAGCUCCCCGGCCAUCCCUAGCCUGCAGCGCGCCGCGCCCCCGGCCCCGCGCCUGGACGACGCCGCCGCCUCCUGGUUCGGGGCUGUCGUGACCCUGGGUGCCGCGGCGGGGGGAGUGCUGGGCGGCUGGCUGGUGGACCGCGCCGGGCGCAAGCUGAGCCUCCUGCUGUGCUCCGUGCCCUUCGUGGCCGGCUUUGCCGUCAUCACCGCGGCCCAGGACGUGUGGAUGCUGCUGGGGGGCCGCCUCCUCACCGGCCUGGCCUGCGGUGUUGCCUCCCUAGUGGCCCCGGUCUACAUCUCCGAAAUCGCCUACCCAGCAGUCCGGGGGUUGCUCGGCUCCUGUGUGCAGCUGAUGGUCGUCGUUGGCAUCCUCCUGGCCUACCUGGCAGGCUGGGUGCUGGAGUGGCGCUGGCUGGCUGUGCUGGGCUGCGUGCCCCCCUCCCUCAUGCUGCUUCUCAUGUGCUUCAUGCCCGAGACCCCGCGCUUCCUGCUGACUCAGCACAGGCGCCAGGAGGCCAUGGCCGCCCUGCGGUUCCUGUGGGGCUCCGAGCAGGGCUGGGAAGACCCCCCCAUCGGGGCUGAGCAGAGCUUUCACCUGGCCCUGCUGCGGCAGCCCGGCAUCUACAAGCCCUUCGUCAUCGGCGUCUCCCUGAUGGCCUUCCAGCAGCUGUCGGGGGUCAACGCCGUCAUGUUCUAUGCAGAGACCAUCUUUGAAGAGGCCAAGUUCAAGGACAGCAGCCUAGCCUCGGUCGUCGUGGGUGUCAUCCAGGUGCUGUUCACAGCUGUGGCAGCUCUCAUCAUGGACAGAGCAGGGCGGAGGCUGCUCCUGGUCUUGUCAGGUGUGGUCAUGGUGUUCAGCACGAGUGCCUUCGGCGCCUACUUCAAGCUGACCCAGGGUGGCCCUGGCAACUCCUCGCACGUGGCCCUCUCGGCGCCUGUCUCUGCACAGCCUGUUGAUGCCAGCGUGGGGCUGGCCUGGCUGGCCGUGGGCAGCAUGUGCCUCUUCAUCGCCGGCUUUGCGGUGGGCUGGGGGCCCAUCCCCUGGCUCCUCAUGUCAGAGAUCUUCCCUCUGCAUGUCAAGGGCGUGGCGACAGGCAUCUGCGUCCUCACCAACUGGCUCAUGGCCUUUCUCGUGACCAAGGAGUUCAGCAGCCUCAUGGAGAGAAAAUGUCCAAGAAGCCAAGAGAAGGCCUUCGAGGAGGGAGAGGUCACCAGGUCCCAGAGGACCAGGAGCUGAGAAGCACCUUUUUAGUUCUGGCACGUGGGAGAUCACAGUGAUGGUGGAUGGCAGGGACAGGUUCUGACUGAAGGGGACAGCUCACUCCUGCCUCCAUGCCACUAGCCCCAAGAGUCCCCAUGUGCUCCUGGGGCCAUGCUCGCUUUGCCCUGUCUCACCCGUUUCCACCACACUAUGAAAGAACCCCCCGGGGGCCUCAGGGUGGGGCCAAAGCUGAGGGUGGAGGGUUGGUCUGUGGGCCCUGGAGUCAGACCUGGAACAGGAGCCCAGCUGUCACUGGAUAGCGGGUCUCUGGCCUUGAGGCAGUCACUUCAUUGCUGUGAGCCUCAGUUUCCCCAGCCAUACGACCUCGGUAUCUUGGACAGUGCUCAGCCCAAGCCACCAGACUGGAUGCCAGACUAUCCUCCAUGUCCCAGAGCUGGGUGGAGAUAAAAUGGGUGUGGCCUUGGGCAGGGCAGGCUGGGGUCAGGGGACUGGACCCCCUGGUGGCAGAGCUGUCUCAGUGAUCGCGUGGGGCCUCCUGAUCUCUCCCCGCAUCCACCCAUGGCCUUUCCUCUCUCUGCAGGAGGUCCUCAGGCCCUAUGGAGCCUUCUGGCUUGCCUCCGCUUUCUGCAUCUUCAGUGUCCUUUUCACUUUGUUCUGUGUCCCUGAAACUAAAGGAAAGACUCUGGAACAAAUCACAGCCCAUUUUGAGGGGCGAUGACAGCCACUCACUAGGGGAUAGAGCAAGCCUGUGACUCCAAGCUGGGCCCAAGCCCAGAGCCCCUGCCUGCCCCAGGGGAGCCAGAAUCCAGGAGCACAGCCCCUUGGAGCCUUGGUCUGCAGGGUCCCUCCUUCCUGUCACGCUCCCUCCAGCCCACGACCCGGGGCUAGGAGGCUCACUGCCUCCUGUUCCAGCUCCUGCUGCUGCUCUGCGGACUCGGGAACACCUUCGAGCUUUGCAGACCUGCGGUCAGCCCUCCAUGCGCAAGACUAAAGCAGCGGAAGAGGAGGUGGGCCCUAGGAUCUUUGUCUUCUGGCUGGAGGUGCUUUUGGAGGUUGGGUGCUGGGCAUUCGGUCGCUCCUCUCACGCGGCUGCCUUAUUGGAAAGGAACUUUGUUUGCCAAGUAAAGACUGACACAGAAAAUCA